Messenger RNA from Heteronotia binoei (common prickly gecko), 1460 nucleotides. Its product is annotated as cytosolic phospholipase A2 gamma-like. Gene Ontology annotation, biological process: glycerophospholipid catabolic process. Bases 78 to 1460 code for a protein of 460 amino acids. The transcript is spliced from 11 exons. Lineage: Eukaryota; Metazoa; Chordata; Lepidosauria; Squamata; Gekkonidae. Gene Ontology annotation, molecular function: calcium-dependent phospholipid binding; calcium ion binding. Gene Ontology annotation, cellular component: nuclear envelope; nucleoplasm; cytosol. The record is from RefSeq and is a predicted model, not a curated record.
AGGAACUGCAUACUUCUCUUCCUCUUGUAUUGGAUAUACAUUCACUGACCUGUCCAUAAAGGAAUCAGGAAGAGGAGAUGGACACUGAUGUGGCUGGACAGGGAACUACUAAAGUCCGUCUUUCUAAAUCCCUCUCAAAGGGUGAAAAAGCAGCUACCGCUUCUAGAAAGGAAAAGAUAAAGGAGGCCCUUGCGGAACUUAUAAUUCCAUAUGAUUCGGACACAGUCCCCAAUAUUGCUGUCUUGGGAUCAGGAGGCGGUUUGCGGGCCACAAUUGCUCUUUGUGGGACAUUGGUGGAAUUGAACGACCAAAAUCUUUUAGACUGUGUUAUGUACCUGAGUGGUGUUUCAGGUUCUGCCUGGUGUAUGUCGUCUUUAUACAAAACUGAGGACUGGGCAGAAAGAUUAAAGGAAUUGGAAAAACAUCUGCAGGAAAAACUUACACAAAACCAGUUUGAUUUUGAGGCAGCAACAACAGCUUUGCUUAACGCUGCAAGUGAUGAGAAUUACUCUUUGACUGAUUUCUGGGCUUAUUUUGUUGUGCACCCAAUGCUAAAUCAGUUGGAUGAGACCACACUGUCUGAACACAGGGGAGCUUCUGAGAGUGGGAAAAAUCCUUAUCCUGUUUAUGCAGCUGUGAAUGACAACACAUAUGUGGAAGACCUUGCAGGCACCUGGUUUGAAUUUACCCCACACGAAGUUGGAAUUCCUGACCUUGGUGUAUAUGUAGACACCAAAUACUUUGGAAGUGCAUUUGAAAAUGGGCAAAUGGUUGAAGAGAAGGAGGAGAAAAAUAUCUGCUAUCUGCAGGGUUUAUGGGGAAGUGCCUUUGGCAGCAAGCAGAACAUAGCCAAGAUAAUGCAUGGUAGUUUUCAUCGUUUCCAUAAGUUAUACAAAGCUUUAUUAAAGACCACUGCAUACCUGAAUGAAUGGAGAUGGGGAACCACCAAUAACUUACUGUACAAGUGCUGCGAUGAUGAAGUCUAUAACUUCUCGAGUGAAAAGACACUAUCUCUGAUUGAUGCUGGUGUGGCCAUAAACAUUGCUUACCCACUCAUUUUGCACCCUGGGAGGAAUGUGAAGCUGUUCCUUUCUUUUGACUUUAGCUCUGGGGAUCCUUUUGAGACCAUUGAAAAAACAGCAGACCACUGUGAAAAACAUGGAAUCAAAUUUCCUAAGAUAGGUGGAAUAAAAUCAGAGGACAGAAAGAAGCCAUCAUGCUGCUACAUCUUCAAAGGAGAAGAUGCUCCAACCAUCAUGCAUUUCCCACUAUUUAACAAAGAAAACUGCGGAGAUAAAGUUGCAGAAUACAGACUGCAGUUUGACACCUCCAGGUUGAAAUAUUCCAAUGAAGAGAUUGAAAAGCUUCUCAUUGCAGCAAAGAAGAACGUAGUGAAUGCUCGGCAAAAGAUGUGGGAGGAGGUUAAACGUGCUGUGGCUCCUUCUUCCGAACCUAUUUAA